AUUGCUUAUAUGAGGUGGAGUUUCUGAGUUUUCUCUAUUAGAGGCUUGGCUUUGGGUGUCGUUGCUGCUGUUCCGUCGCUACACCAGUUCCUACCAAUUUCCACGAAGACUCUGUUAUCGCCAUCAUGAACCGAUUCAUAGCUUUGCUGCUGAUCUGCGCUUUUGCAGUUGCCAUUGCAGAACCCGCUGAUUUCAACAAGGACGACAAAAUUGAUGAUUUGGACAUCGAAGACGAUGGACAAUUGGAGACGCGCAAACCGCAUUACUGUGGCCAUAGACUUCUUCGGAAGUAUGCAAAGAUUUGCCACCAUGUAACCUUACACCGGCGCCCGCACCAUCUCGCUGCUAAUGAGGCCCCAUCAGCAUUUGUGGAAUCAGACGAGGCUAACAGCUUCUUGGACAAUCGUGGCAUUUCAAAGCGAGGCCUUCACGAGGAAUGCUGCCACGAGGGAUGCAGCAAUAGAGAAGUACGCAAACACUGCUAAAGAAAACACCAGAAGUGGAUCCGGACCAAACUGACUUCGUGAUACCCGAAAAGUGUACUGGUUAUGUUUGCAUUCGCUCGCAUUAAAAUUAAAUUGGUGGUGGCUUGUUUUUUUAUUACAAUUUUAAUAACUAUGAACUGACUUUUUCUUGAGGAUUGGCGUAUUCUACAUUGCCGUUUAUUUUGGCUCACGUUUUAAUAUCCAAAUGGUGUUUUUUUGUUCUUUUUGGUCUGGUUGGGGUUAUUACAAAAUAUUACAUACGUACUCACACGACAAAUUGCCGCCUAAGAAAACAAGCAUUGUAAGAAACAAACAAUCUAUGCUUUACACAUUAAUUAAAAAAAAAUAUUAAAGACAAUGCAAGUCUUUGGCAAGACUCUCUCUCAUGGGUUCAAGCAAAUCCAAGCAUCAUCACUUGAUACAGUUUUAACAUAAACAAAACUAGAGAGGAACGGGAGUUAAGUUUAGAUGUCAAUAUACGGAGAGCAUCAUUAUGUGGUGACAAUUUUGAAAGCAUAUUCGUAUAUACCAAGUAUGAUGGAUAUCAACAUUGUAGUCAGACUCUUAUUCUUCAUAACACAAAUUGAAUUAUAAUUGUUCUUGUUUUUUUUCCUUUAAUUGGCUUGGCAAUAACCUCAGUUCACUCUAUUGGGUUUUACUGAAACAAUUCUUGUUCACAACAACUUAUUCAGAUCAAACUGAUCGAGAUUAUUUUUUCCCUAUCUGGUUUUCUUGAUUUAUCUCACCAGUAACGUGCUUUAAUUCUACAAGUAGAUGACAUUAAAAGUUACAUGCAAAGCA
Messenger RNA from Patiria miniata (bat star), 1286 nucleotides. RefSeq lists its product as uncharacterized. Gene Ontology annotation, molecular function: hormone activity. Bases 126 to 485 code for a protein of 119 amino acids. The record is from RefSeq and is a predicted model, not a curated record. The transcript has 4 exons. Lineage: Eukaryota; Metazoa; Echinodermata; Asteroidea; Valvatida; Asterinidae. Gene Ontology annotation, cellular component: extracellular region.